CGCCCUCGUGGUUCCCCCCCCCCCCCUCUCGCCAGGCCCGGACGGGCUGAGUUUCAUUUCCCGCUGGCACUGCUCCGCGGCCGGCGGCUCGGCUCGGCUCGGCUCGGCUCAGCUCGGCUCAGCUCGGCUCGGCUCGGCUCGGCGGCCAUGCAGCCCCAGCAGACGGACGUGUGCAUCGCCCUGCAGCCCCCCGGGCAGGGGCCACCCCGCGCCGCCCGCCCCGACGACGGGCAGCCCCGCGACUUCGUCCUCUGGUCCCUCUUCAACGUGCUGCUGGGCCAGGGCUUCGCCUACCUGGGCUGCCUCUGCUUCCCCGCCCUCAUCUUCUCCAUCAAGGCCCGCGACUGCAAGGUGCUGGGGGACGUGGAGGGCGCCCGGCGGUACAGCACCCGCGCCAAGGUGCUCAACAUCAUCAGCUCGCUGCUGCUGGCCGUCGCCGUGGUGGCCAUCGUCGUCAUCCUCGCCGUCGCGGCGGGCCAGAGGGCUUGACGCGCCGCCGCUCGCCCCCCGCUCCGGGCACCCGACCCGCUCGCUGCCCUCCCGCUUUUCUCCCCGAAAGCGCGCCGGCACCCCGGCAUGGACCGAAGAGCCGGGACACGGCCGCUGCCCCCCGCUCCGCCGCCGUAAGGGCCGGGAUGGGUGGCCGCUCCCAGCGCCCCGGCUGGGGCACCCUGGAAGGGAGGCGAGGGGCUCUCCCGGCCGCGCUGGUAUUUAACGCGGGCGCAACGCCGCUGUCGGGCACAAAUAAAGCUUCCCGCAAA
Messenger RNA from Dromaius novaehollandiae (emu), 761 nucleotides. Its product is annotated as dispanin subfamily A member 2b-like. The record is from RefSeq and is a predicted model, not a curated record. The transcript is spliced from 2 exons. Gene Ontology annotation, biological process: negative regulation of viral genome replication; response to type II interferon; defense response to virus. Bases 148 to 489 code for a protein of 113 amino acids. Lineage: Eukaryota; Metazoa; Chordata; Aves; Casuariiformes; Dromaiidae. Gene Ontology annotation, cellular component: plasma membrane.